AUGGCCUCUACUAGUAUGGGUGCUCCUUACUUCAAGAGAAAUGCUGAUGCCGAGGCCAACCACGAAAAGCGUGAUGCCGAACCAUACUACUAUUAUUACAAACGUGAUGCCGAUGCAUCCCCCGAACCAUACUACUAUUAUUACAAAC
This is a messenger RNA of Acaulospora colombiana, 148 nucleotides long. NCBI's taxonomy places the organism in Eukaryota, Fungi, Glomeromycota, Glomeromycetes, Diversisporales, Acaulosporaceae. The record is from the annotation of a GenBank genome assembly.